This is a messenger RNA of Carica papaya (papaya), 849 nucleotides long. RefSeq names its product cyclin-U4-1-like. Lineage: Eukaryota; Viridiplantae; Streptophyta; Magnoliopsida; Brassicales; Caricaceae. Gene Ontology annotation, biological process: regulation of cyclin-dependent protein serine/threonine kinase activity. Gene Ontology annotation, molecular function: protein kinase binding. The record is from RefSeq and is a predicted model, not a curated record.
CCAUGUAACCCUCGCACAAACUUACAACCGAAGCCGGACGUGUCUCGUAAGCCACCGUCUAUCGACCACCAACCAAAAAUGGCUGAACCCUCCGCCACCCUCCCUCAUCACGACUUUUUGCCUAAGGUCAUUCAAGGUCUCUCCUCUCUCCUUCAUAGAGUUGCAGAGUCGAACGAUAUCAACCGCCGAUUUCAUCAAGCUCAGAAAACCUCAAUCUUCCAUGCACUCGCCAAGCCCAAUAUCUCAAUCCAAAACUACCUCGAAAGGAUUUUCACAUACGCCAAUUGCAGUCCUUCGUGUUUCGUUGUGGCUUAUGUUUAUCUCGAUCGGUUUAUUAAGAACCAGCCGAAUUUGCCGAUUAAUUCCUUCAGUGUCCACCGUAUGCUUAUCGCCAGUGUGUUGGUUUCUGCUAAGUUCAUGGACGAUGUGUUCUACAAUAAUGCCUUCUAUGCCAGAGUUGGAGGAAUCAGCACAGUAGAGAUGAAUGUUCUGGAGAUCGACUUCUUGUUUGGCAUCGGUUUCAAAUUAAACGUGACAGUGGAAACUUUCAACACUUACUGUCAUUUUCUUCAGACACAAGUUUUAGGUUCAACCUCUCUGCACUCUCCUGUCUCCAUUACCAAACAACUCAAGCUCCUCCAUUGUUUUCCAGAAGAUGACUCCUCCACCCAUCACAAGCAACUCGCUGUUUAAUUUAAUUUACCCACCAACUGUGAUUAACUUUUACUGUUAGAUUUUGUAGUAAAAUUCAUUCUAGCAGUGGGUGGGGAUUGACUUUUUUGCGGUUAAACUAGAACACAAUUGGCUUUCAGCUGAAUAUAUAUAUAUAUAUAUAUAUAUGUAUUCAUG